AUGUCAAAAAGGUUCGCCGAGUUCGACGGCCAUGAAAACAGGGACAACAAGCGGCCGAAAACACAGCCCCCGGUCGCCGUCAUUCCCGCCACUGAUAUUUUCUCCGCUCGUCAGCUUCAGGAACUUCUUGUAUUCAGCCAAGACGGCGUCCAGAACUUGAGGAAUGGUAUCCAGUCUUUCAAGCAACUCUUGGAACUUAUCCUCUACCAGCCUGACGAACCCAAUCGCCCGGCCAAGAUCAACAUUCUCAAUGACUAUCUGGAUGCCGCCAAAUUGAAAGCUGCCCGUGACAAGGAUGCCGAAUAUCUUCCUGAUUUUAUGCAGGCAUGGGGCUUUGCUAACCAGACUAACAAUGAUUACCUGGCUACCUCUGUUGCUUCAAUCCUGGCUCUGCUUCUGAAGACAAUCGCUUCCCUCAUUGAAUCUCGUGAAUACGGCAUUCUUCUAAUCAAGACUCUCCUCAACCAUGCCCAGCUAAAGCUCAUCUCGAGAAGUGUCUCUGCUCCCAAGCACAAGGAACAUGUCAUCUCGCCUUCUCUACGUAUCCUGACCGAGAUGGUCUCUUUUGAUGCUGGUCUCAUGGCUAAGCAGGUUUACGCAAAACGCGACUUCACUUUCGAGACAAAGAUUGUCGCUCGUAACCUCGGUCUCACCAAAAGCGGCUCUGGUCCCUCAAUCAGAUCAAAUGCUGUUCGCUAUCUGCUCGCAAACUUCAAAUACCAGGGAGAAGGCGCCAAGAUUGAUAUCCUCAAGAACGGCCACAUCAUCAAGGCUCUGUUUGAUCACUUGAAGGACGACUCUGCCGAUGCUUUGCAAGAGAUUUUCAAGGUUCUCGAAACUGGUAUCCUGCGCGACGAAACCAUUCCCCGUGCAACAAAGACCCAGACAAUCAGCGAGCGUUCUUUAGCAGGCGUCCUUGCUGCUUUGCGCACAUUCGCUGCCACCGAAAGCCCUACAGGCGAUGAAUCUACCUUGAUACGUGGCAAAACUGCAAUCGUGUCAUUUUUGAAACUCGUCAGCACUACUCCUUCGCUUGGUCUGCUCCGUCCCAGCGGCUGGUAUCCUCCUGGAAGCGAGCGUCACACUAGAGAUCAGAAUGAUGAUGUUGAAACUGAUCUCGCCCUUGAUCUCGGUCUUGACUCUGUCGACUGGUACAAUAAGUUCCAAGGUCAAGUGCCCGUACGAAACACCAUUCUUUCUGGCUUCUCGCAGACUUUGAAGCCAUAUGCAAGCGAGGAGGAGAGAGAUAUCCUUCUUUCCAUCUUCGCCGCAGCACCCGAAAUUAUUGCAGACUACUACUUUUCAAGAGGAGAAAAGUUCUCAUUCGAGCCCAAGCUCACCAACACCUGGAUUGGUUAUGCGUCCUUCCUCUUCUCAUCCGUUCAGGUUCCUUUCCCCAAAUACUUUGGGGCCAUUGAUCACUACGCAAGCUGCCCUCCUCCAGUCUCAAUCGCCAUUGAAAACAUACUCCCUCUGCCUCUCACUCAAAGGAUCUUGACAAAAUCUCUAAACCAAUCUUCCGAUCUCAUCACUCUUUUCGCUGUCCGUAUUCUGGUUGUGGCUUUCCAGAAGUUGCAUCAAGUCUUGCAAGCGUUCACUGUAGCGGCCGCUGAAGGCAAUCCUCUUUGGAAGGAAGGAUCCAUCAGAUUGAUUGCCGAAUUCUGUCAAAGAUGUCCCCCAGUCAAAGACGUCAUUGCCGCUUUCCGCAAAAUCUCCGACGACAACAUCCUUCAGAAGGAAGCCAUCUCAAGACUACUCCGCAUGUACUACCAGGUCACACCACAAACUGCACUGGAAGAGAAGUUCGACGUCUCUCAGGCUUUGACCGUGGCAAUGUCAAGAGUUGAGACAGUGUCAUCCGAGACUGAGAACUACGCCUUUCGUCUGCUGGAACUGCAGCACUUGCUUGUCAUUGCUCAAUGCUCUGCAGGCAUGCGUUGGUGGCACAAACAAGGCUCGCUCAAGUUCUCUCCAUUCACCACUUUGCUCCGUCUAAGCGCACAGACUCCCGCAAAUCAGUCUACCGGAUCUGAGUUUAUCAAUCUGCUCCAGUCGGUCAUUGAUGAACAUGGCAUCCUCCAGCAGCAAACGAAGGAGCCACCUGUAAAUGCCUUGAUUGCAAGUCUUGUGGAUGACGAGACUUGGAAGCCAAGCGAGGCUCUUUUCACCUUCAUCGAUGACUGUCUCGGUCGUCUUGUCAGAAAACCAAUCAAAUACCUGGAUGAUCUCGAUGAAUUGGCCGGCAGUUCAGAUCAUGGCAAGGCCCUCAGUGCGCUGGUCAUGGUCUGUCUGGAGCAAAUUCCCUUCACCUCGAAAUUGCCAGAGUCUGACCGCAUCAAUGUGUUAACCUGGUUCUCGCGCUUCCUCGAAUUGCUCAAGGUGAUGGGUGAGGAUGUCGAGUUGUUGCAGCUCAUCAGACAGAGAGUAACAGACUUGCCUGUCGUUUCAUCUGUAGAGCUCGAACCAACAUUGCGAUCAAUAACUUCUCGCAGACAGUCUGAUGAUGACAAGACGUCAGUCCCAGCAUCUUCAUCUGAUAAAAAGUCCACCAAACAACCUCUUGCAUUCUCAGAGCCUCCUGUUGAAAAGCAAAAUCACCCCGAGUUGAGCAGAUGGCAACAAAAGGAUCUAGACGAGUCACUCGAGAAUGGCGAUAUCGAUAGUCUUAUCCUCUGCUUGUCGUCACAAGACAGCUCGGUUAGAUUACAAGCCCACGCCGCAAUUCGCAAACUCAUGCUCAAAGUCAAAGAAUCCACAAACGACGACAAAGACCAGAUCUAUUUGCUCCUUGGUGAGCUGUCUGAGACGGUCGCUGAAAUGUCACCCUCAACCAUAGCACAACAACCACUUCCAUACCUUGUCACUGUGUUUGCUACACAAGCUCUGACCAUCCUUCAAGACCCCUCUCACUUCAUGUACCCCAAAAUCAACAAAUACUUCAACAAAGGCCCAGUCUGGAACAUCGGCAAACUGCCAAACUACUGGAUCGACAUAACGGUCCUAGAAACACCCGAAGAAGACGACAAACACUGGGCAGAAAUUGAAUUCGUGCUUGAAUUUUUCGCAAUUGGCACAAGGACACUGCAAGAUGUGCAUCUAUUGCUUCCUCGCAAUUGCAUGGAGAAAGUGCUGGAUCUUUUUGCUAGUCCAUCAGCGCCUAAGGGUGUCAAGGAUGCAGUGUUGAAGGUCGUUUAUAGAAUUGCUGCUGUGGGUGGUGCGACUAGUCUUGUUACUAGGACGGGUGUGCUGGCUUGGUUGGAUAUGAGAGCCAAGGUCGGUGAUGUGGAUGCAUCGACUUUGGAGGUAUUGUCACGUAAAGUGAAGGAUGGGAUUGACGAGGCUAGAGUCAAGACUUGGAGUAAAGGUGCUUUGACGGCUGUUCAAGCGCAGUAA
Aureobasidium melanogenum CBS 110374 is the source of this 3393-nucleotide messenger RNA. RefSeq lists its product as uncharacterized. The record is from RefSeq and is a predicted model, not a curated record. Bases 1 to 3393 code for a protein of 1130 amino acids. Gene Ontology annotation, biological process: maturation of LSU-rRNA from tricistronic rRNA transcript (SSU-rRNA, 5.8S rRNA, LSU-rRNA); maturation of 5.8S rRNA from tricistronic rRNA transcript (SSU-rRNA, 5.8S rRNA, LSU-rRNA). Lineage: Eukaryota; Fungi; Ascomycota; Dothideomycetes; Dothideales; Saccotheciaceae. Gene Ontology annotation, cellular component: nucleolus. The transcript has a single exon.